Messenger RNA from Mus musculus (house mouse), 7577 nucleotides. It is a transcript of the gene Poli, whose product is annotated as polymerase (DNA directed), iota. The transcript has 10 exons. Gene Ontology annotation, cellular component: nucleus. Gene Ontology annotation, molecular function: damaged DNA binding; DNA polymerase activity; DNA-directed DNA polymerase activity. Gene Ontology annotation, biological process: DNA repair; translesion synthesis. The record is from RefSeq and is a predicted model, not a curated record. NCBI's taxonomy places the organism in Eukaryota, Metazoa, Chordata, Mammalia, Rodentia, Muridae. Bases 5595 to 7346 code for a protein of 583 amino acids.
AUGCAUUUAUUUCAGCUUCCAUUCCCAAGUAAGUCCAUCACUUAGGGAAGUUAGGGCAGGAGUUCAUAGCAGGAACCUGGAGCCAGGAGCUGAUGCAGAGGCCCUGGGGAGCAUGCUGCUGGCUUAUUCUUCGUGGCUUGCUCAGCUUGCUUUAUUAUAAUACGUAGAUCAGACCGUCAGUCUAGGGAUAGCAUUGCUGGGCUGGGCCUUCCCGUAUAAAUCAUUAAUUGAGAAAGUGCGCCUCAGGAUUGCCCACGGGCCAACCUCAUGGGUCCAUUUUCUCAUCUGAGGUUACCCAAAUGACUCUAACUUGUGUCAAGUUGACACAGAACUAGCCAGCACAGCAUGCUAAGACAUUUCAGAAUCAACUCUUCCCUCUCCAAAGGGCUUGUUGUUUGAACAACAAUGGAAAAUGGUCAGGGGGCAUUGAUUUCCUCUCUGAAGACAAAUUAUUUCAUUUUUUUUUUCUUGUGGAGAACUCUGAAAAGUGGAUCUGCCACUGCGGGAUUCAUAUCUUCAAGCAAGGACCUUUUUAUUGCCCCACCCCCUCACCUCCCUCGUUCACCAAGAGGGGAUUUCAUGGGAGUGCAGCCGGAUACACACACAUAGGCUGGCCCUCCUGAUCCUCCUGCUUCACUUUCCAAAUGCCAGGACUGCAAGCUUGAGUCAUCCUCCACGCUCCCCCCUCACCCCUUCCAUCUUUGGUAAAACGAGAGCGAUGACAUCUGCACUUGGGAGCUGUUAAUGUUACGCUGUGAAAUAACCUGGUUAGAGCUAUCAGCUGUUUCUGACAUUCAGGGUUUUUGUAGGUGUCAUUCUGUGGGUGUCACUUUUAUUCUUCCCCCUCCCCCCAGCACUGGUUAAUUAAUAUGCAGGGUUCAGUUACAGAACGAAAAUGUGCUCCUGUAAAAAAAAAAUUAUGAAGAGCACUAGUCAACAGCAGAACAUUAAAGCAAGCGUAGGUCCCGUGUGACCCACGGAGGAGCUAGGUCUGCAUGCUUGCCAGCAUCUCCAGGGCUCCACUUGUCCAUCUUUCUACUAAAUUAAAAGCCACACUUCAAGUCCGACAAUUGACAAGGGAAAUAAAUGCAACUCAGUAAUGAGGACUGGACUGUGUGUGUGCGCGUGCGCGAGUGCUUCUUUUCCAUGCUGGCUUGUUUAACUCAGGCAACAUGCUGAAUGUUAGUUAGCCUUCGACUCCUCGGACAGGACUGGAUUCCUAGGCCAGGCUGUUUCGGUGGUUUGCAUCAUUCUCAAUCGUGGAGAAUUGGAAGAAAGAAAGAAUUUAGAAAGAAAAAAAACAAACCCUAGUUGUUUACAAGUAAUUGGAGGCUUGAUUUAUAGUCCAAGAGACACUCAUGGCCAAAAAGAAAUUUAAUUCUAAAGUUCUGUUUCUAGUUUUGCCAAAUAGAAUUCGCUGAAGAGGCAGCAUGUUUUUAAGAAAAAUAAAGUCAUGACCUGUUUCUUUCUUUAUUGUUGUUAUACACACAUGUAUGCAUGUAUAUCUACCCCUAAGUAUAUAAAUACAACCUGCUCUGUCUGUAUGAUGUUACUGAGAUGUGGAUGGUUUCAGGGUUGACCACUUGGCUUUGAUAAGCAAAGCAGGGUGAGGGGUCUUUCCCGGGGAAGGCUGCUCCCAGCAUUCCUUACUUGCCUGUAGCUCUUUGUCUAGAGAGCUGAGGCCCCAGGAGAUUAUCCCCUUCUGUGCUGGUGUGUCUUUUGGUGUCGUCCUUGCUCAUGUCCUGUUUAGGCAGACACUCUUGACAUUUCUAGACGAAAUCGCCCAUGCAACUUCCUGUUCCUGCUGUUCUCACACUCUUACUACUGUCAUUUCCGCCAUGAUCUCUGGGCCUUAGGUGCAAGGACUGUGUUGUAGAUAGACCAGUUGGUGCUGGGGGACCACAUGGUCAUGUGUUCUCAGCAUCUGGACUGGUUGUGGUUUUCUGUAAAGGUUUACAUCUGUUGGAAGACUUUUUUUUGGGGGGGGGUGAGACCUAUGCUUAUGUGUAAGGAUGAGUAUUUAGAAUGUCGUUAGGAAUUAUGGUGAUUUUAGUAAACUGUUCUAUGUAGGCUCUCCUCCAAAAUCCAUAACUUCAUUAGCCCUGGGUAGUUGGCUAGGUUUUUACUACCAAGCAUAAUCUUUAGAUGAAUGGUCAUAACCAAUUCAAUUAGAGAGCUGUCGGUUAUAGCUAAGGUAUGUGAUAUAGCUAAGGUAUAUCCUAAGCUACUGCACCCUUAGGAUAUCAUGAACGCUGGCCAUUGAUUUCAAAGGCAGCACAGCUGGGUAGGACUAGUAGCUGCUUCCUUCCCUUAGAAACUUACAGGGAACAGUAUGGUCCUUAAGAUUUGAUUUUGAUCCUAUGUAGACUUUUUUUGGGGGGGGGGGGAUUACUCCAUAUGUCUAAGAAUUAAAUAUGCAAUGGUGAUUUGUAAAGAAAUAUAUUGGACACACACACACAUCAUGUCACUUGCUAUUACUCUGCAUGGCUGCACUGGCACUUUAUAACUUUUUUUUUAAGACCCUCACUUCAUACUUGAUAAGAAACAGAAUCACAGUGCCCAUGCCUAUAAUCACAGAAGUGCUUUGGUCAAGGGAAGAAGAUGGAGAGUUAGUGCAUGGCCAGUCUGAGCAAGGUAGAGGAAGUAGAGAAGAUGGGGGGUGGGGGGAGAGAAGGAGGAAGUAGAAUCAUGUAAAAAAAAUUAAUGUAUUAUUCACAUGUAUGUUAAUUGUUCAUAUUUUAUUCUGAGCCAAAUGAGAAGAACCAUAUCUUGUAUGGAAAUUUCCUUCUACCUUGAGGCAUCUUGACAGCUCUGGACUCAUCAGCCCUGUUGGGGUGGGGUUUGGAUGAUCGGGGUGGGGUUUAGAUGAUGCAGUUGCCUUUGGGCUUCCCAUGCUCCUGAAGGGAACCCCUUCACCCACACUCCUGUAAGCAACCUCAGUAAACUCAGUGGUCGAGCAAGGUGAUCUACGGUGGUGUCUCUGCUUUGUUCUGUCAGUUUCCUAUCCAGGGUGAGCAGACUUGUGUCCCAUCUCCCCAGGAAGUUUCACAGGACGCUUCGGUAGAGGGACGUGGAUUUUUAAGCUACCCCAGAUGACACAUUGCAAAAUGAAAGUGGCAGUGUGAACAUUUUUAGUCAAAGGAAUAGAACAGUCGGGACAUCUAAUAAAUACAUCGAAUCCAGCAAAUCUUUCCAGGGGUUUCCAGAUGUUACCGCACUUGGUAGAGGUUCUCGAUUUGCUGAAUUUAACAAUACAUUCCAGGCAAGGCACAGAGGCUGAAAGUGAGUGGCUAUUUCUCUAAAGGGCCUAAAACAGCCGAUGAAGGCUGUUUUGUCUUUUGACCUGUGUGCUGAUUAGUUUUCCCAUAAACUUGAAACCAGGUAGAGUCAUCCCGGAAGAAGGAAUCGCAAAUGGGGAAACGCCUCCAUCAGAUUGGCUGGUAGGCACUGUCUGUGUGGAGUUUCCCCUGUUAAUGAUUAAUGUGGGAGGGCCCAACCUACUGUAGGCAGUCCUGGCCCUGAGGAGUUGCUUCUGGGCCACUUCUUCUGGAGAAGAAAGCAGGCUGAGUCUAAGCCAAAUAAACCCUCUUCUCCCCGUGUUGCUUUUAGUCAUGGAGGUUAUCAAACCCAUAGGAAGCAAAGUGUGACAUUUUCUCGCUACAAUCAGUAUGUUCUACUUCACCAAGGUAGAGAGAAAAGUGUAUCAGAAGAAGCACACAGAAACGAGUAUCAACACCGCAGCACACAUGCACCCCGAGAGGAGGCAUGGAUGCAGUGAGCUCCUAACGUGCUAGGUGCUUCAUAGACAUUAAAAUAUGAAACUGUCUUGUUCUUUCUCCAUUUACGUAAUCGAGUGUAUGCUGUUUUGUUUGUUUUUACAGUACGGGUUCAGAGCAGUUAUAUAACCUACUCAAAGUCACGUCAGCAAAAUCAGAGUCUGGAAUGGUGAUUUUAUGACCCGAAGCUCGUGAGUCAAAGCCCUACUUUUUUUUUUUUUUUUUUUACAUAAACCAAUCUGGGGUUGAAUGCAUCAGUUUCUCUAAAUAAAACAAAUCUCAACAAACCUCCACAUCCUUGCUAGUCACAUCUUUUACUUGGUCACUCAGGGUUAGGGGUUAGCAUUGGAAAGAAAAUAUAUUUAAAAAGUGAUUUUUUUUUCUAACAUGAGCCGAACACUGAAGCUCAUAAACUCAAAUCAACAAAAACUGAAUCAACAAAAGGAAGGAAUAGGGUUGAAGAGAUGUCUCAGGGGCGAGAAUGCUCGCUGCUCUUCCGUGGAACCCAAUAACACUUCCUAGAAACCAGAGUUCCCAGAAACCACCAGGGGCUCACAAACCCCAGUUAAUUCCAGUUAACUCCAGUUCCUGGGGAUCCAACGCUCUUUUCUGGCUUUUGUGGGCGCUUGCAUUCACACAGCAUACACUCUCACACACAUGUUUAAAAAAAGAAAGAAAGAAAAAAAGAUUAAAGAAGAGAGAAGAGGAGGCAUCUGGCUGGGUUCUUCCUACUCCACUUACCGACCACAACCAGAUCUUUCUCAUUCUCCCCGCCUCUGCCACGCUCGGGCUGUUUCGCUUCAGUGCGCAGGCGCCAGGCUGGAGGCUAGGCCGUGGUUUCCUAGGAGACCGUGCAGCAGCUGCGGUGCGGUUGGCCCGAAGGGAAGAUGGGGGUGGAGUCGGAGGAGGAAGGCGGCCCCGCGGAGGAAGAAGACGCUCCUCGUGCCAUGGAGCCCUUGCACGCGGGGGCGGCGGGCAGCUCGCGGGGUGCGCGCCCUCCGGGUGAUGGCGGGAAAGGGAGGGAAAGAUGUGAAGGGCGGGAGCCCGGGGCGGUCGUUGGGUCGCGGCCUUCUGGUCCUGCUCGGGCCUGGGGAGUGCCGUGUUGGCUGCUGAAGCCUGGGGGUGACGGCUGCAUUCCUGCGCACACCGUCGGGGUGCACCUGUCUCCAUGGCGGGCAGGACUUUUCUGACCUCCCGUGGGGACCCCUGAUGCUUCUUGCGACUCCAAAUCAGAGAAUAGGAGGAUUUUGUCGCCCCAUGUAUGCUUAGAGACCUAGCCUCGGCCUAGGGAGGAAAGGCUUGCCCGAACCUAGCAAGCAGGCUGGAGUCCCUAGGUGAUCCACUUCCGACCCCAGGCCGUGGUUCAGCCUUGUGGCGCCAGGAUCUGCACUGGAUUCCCAUUCCCUGACACUUCCCACCUCCAGUUUGCAGUCAAGGGCCACCUACACAAAUCUCUUCGUCGAGAGUCAUAGUCCACGUAGAUCUGGAUUGCUUUUAUGCCCAGGUCGAAAUGAUCUCCAACCCAGAAUUAAAGGACAGACCUUUAGGUGUGCAACAGAAAUACUUGGUGGUUACCUGCAACUAUGAAGCCAGGAAACUGGGUGUGAGGAAGCUUAUGAAUGUGAGAGAUGCGAAGGAAAAGUGUCCUCAGCUGGUCCUCGUGAACGGAGAAGACCUGAGCCGCUACAGAGAGAUGUCCUAUAAGGUCACAGGUGCAAGCUGGAUGCCGGCGACUUAGCAUGUUUAUAAUUGUUGGAGGAAUUUAGUCCAGCUGUUGAGAGACUUGGAUUUGAUGAAAAUUUUGUGGAUCUAACAGAAAUGGUGGAAAAAAGACUCCAGCAGCUUCCAAGUGAGGAGGUUCCGUCAGUGACUGUGUUCGGCCAUGUUUACAAUAACCAGUCUGUGAACCUACACAACAUCAUGCAUCGGAGACUUGUGGUUGGAUCGCAGAUUGCAGCAGAGAUGCGGGAAGCCAUGUAUAAUCAGCUCGGGCUCACAGGCUGCGCCGGAGUGGCUCCUAAUAAACUCUUGGCAAAGUUAGUGUCUGGGGUUUUUAAACCAAAUCAGCAGACGGUCUUACUACCUGAAAGUUGUCAACAUCUCAUUCACAGUUUGAACCACAUAAAGGAAAUUCCUGGUAUCGGCUAUAAAACUGCCAAGCGUCUCGAAGUUCUGGGAAUCAAUAGUGUUCAUGAUCUCCAAACCUUUCCAAUCAAAACAUUAGAAAAAGAAUUAGGAAUUGCAAUUGCUCAGCGUAUCCAGCAGCUCAGUUUUGGAGAGGACAAGUCUCCCGUCACACCGUCAGGGCCACCACAGUCCUUUAGUGAAGAAGAUACGUUUAAAAAGUGUUCCUCAGAAGUGGAAGCUAAAGCUAAGAUUGAAGAAUUACUUUCCAGCCUUUUGACCAGAGUAUGCCAGGAUGGAAGGAAGCCCCAUACAGUAAGAUUAGUCAUCCGUCGGUACUCUGACAAACACUGUAAUCGAGAGAGUCGUCAGUGCCCUAUCCCAUCCCACGUCAUUCAGAAGUUAGGGACAGGAAAUCAUGACUCCAUGCCUCCCCUGAUUGAUAUCCUUAUGAAACUUUUCCGAAAUAUGGUGAACGUGAAGAUGCCCUUUCACCUGACUCUUAUGAGCGUGUGCUUCUGCAACCUGAAAGCCCUGAGCAGUGCUAAGAAAGGGCCUAUGGACUGCUACCUAACGUCCCUCUCAACCCCUGCCUACACCGACAAGCGCGCCUUUAAAGUGAAGGACACCCACACGGAAGACUCUCACAAGGAGAAAGAAGCAAACUGGGAUUGUCUACCAAGUAGAAGAAUCGAAAGCACAGGAACGGGGGAGUCUCCGUUGGAUGCCACCUGUUUUCCUAAAGAAAAAGACACAAGUGACUUGCCCCUCCAGGCACUGCCAGAGGGUGUUGAUCAAGAAGUCUUUAAGCAACUUCCAGCAGAUAUUCAAGAAGAAAUCCUUUCUGGAAAAUCUAGAGAAAAUCUAAAAGGGAAAGGAAGUUUAAGUUGUCCGCUGCAUGCCUCUAGAGGAGUAUUGUCUUUCUUUUCUACAAAGCAAAUGCAAGCCAGUCGCUUAAGCCCCAGAGAUACUGCGCUCCCUAGCAAGCGGGUAUCAGCUGCAUCUCCCUGUGAGCCGGGAACGUCAGGACUGAGCCCCGGGAGCACCUCCCAUCCAUCGUGCGGAAAGGACUGUUCCUAUUACAUAGACAGCCAGUUAAAGGAUGAGCAAACGAGUCAAGGCCCUACUGAGUCUCAAGGAUGCCAGUUUUCCAGCACGAACCCUGCUGUUUCUGGUUUCCAUUCCUUUCCUAAUCUGCAGACUGAACAGCUCUUCUCCACACAUCGCACUGUAGACAGCCACAAGCAGACAGCCACCGCCUCUCACCAGGGACUAGAAAGUCACCAGGGACUAGAAAGCAGAGAGCUGGAUUCUGCGGAAGAAAAGCUUCCUUUCCCACCAGACAUUGAUCCGCAAGUUUUCUAUGAGCUUCCAGAAGAGGUCCAAAAGGAACUGAUGGCGGAAUGGGAGAGAGCUGGAGCUGCGCGCCCCUCGGCGCACAGAUAAGUCCAGAAAGCCAGGGAGUAUGAGUCCCCAGGUCGCCAGGGCAUAACCAAAUAGAAAUAGUCAGUGGUGUGGAAAUCCGAUGUAAGAUGUAAUAGAUAAGGCAAAAGUGGGCACAGGAAGGAAAUUCUAGUACAAAGGGAAAAUAGCCAUAAUGUGGUAAUGUAAAAAAUGCUAUCUCCCUAUUAUUUCUGUUUUAUAUCAUUGUCAAUAAAAGGAAUAUCAUGGUCAACA